GGUGUCAUGUGACUGUCGGGUGUCAGCCGCGGGGGCAGAGAAAGAUGGCGGAGAGCGCCGAGUGCGAGCGGGUAACGGGGCCGCCGGGGCCGCGCAGCGCCGCCGCCACCGCCGCCGCCGCCAGCGCCCCGUCACCACCGCAGACCGUAGACUCGGCCUCGGGAGAAAGCCACCAGUCCCCGGGAGGAGCGGCUAAAAAGCCAGAUGAUGCCGGAGUGGAAACAGCAGAGGAAGCUACAGAGCCAUCUGAACCAGACGUUAAUGAGCUCUGUAAGGACAUGUUCACUAAAAUGGCUGUUUACCUGCAAGGAGAACUCACAGCUACCUGUGAAGAUUAUAAACUGUUGGAGAACAUGAAUAAAUUGACCAGCCUUAAGUACCUGGAGAUGAAGGAUAUUGCUGUAAAUAUUAGUCGUAACCUCAAGGACCUCAAUCAUGAAUAUGCCAGUUUGCAGCCCUACCUUGAUCAGAUUAAUCAGAUUGAGGAACGAGUAGCAGCUCUGGAACAAGCAGCUUAUAGACUGGAUGCAUACUCCAAAAGGCUAGAAGCCAAAUUUAAGAAACUAGAAAAGCGAUGAGCAUUGCAAGUGCUGUCUGACUCGCUGCAGUUGAUCAGCCAACAGAUUGCAAUGGUGUAAUGAAUGUUUGAAAUGUGGAUCAACUUGUAGUUUGAUCUGUGAACAGAUGGAACAAAAUCUGUAGAAUGAAUGAACCUUAAUACAUUCUAACCAGUAGGAGAAGAGAUUAUUGGUGAAACCUGCAGUGAUAAAGUGCGACAAGGAGUGAAGAUUGACUCUUCCUGGAGGUUUGAUUUUUAAUUCGUAUAAGAAACGCUGGAACCCAUUGUUAAGGUAAACCGAAAAUCUUUUGGACUAGACACAUCUCUUUCUUACCAUUUCAGGGAAAUUGGAAAAGUUUGCAGCUUUUUAACUAUUUAAAUCCUUUGUUUUACUGCAAUUGUUUCCUUAAGUUGUACUUUUCAUGUUGGUUUGAACAAUUUCUGUAAGAAGAGCAAACUAUGAAUUUUUCUUAGGAACUGAGGUGUUUAAGGUUCAACCCUGUCUAAUUUGUAUUUUGUUUGCAGUUGCAAAGUGACUUGCUUGGUCUAAGUAUUGAUUAAAAUUGUAGUACAAUCAUUAUGUGACCAUAAUUGAAUACAGUUUGAAUACAAUACCUUUGACAAGCUGCAGUCAUAGGAUAGUGGAAAAAGCACCCUUCAAUCCUGGCUAUUUGUGUACGAUUGACAAAUUAUAUUUAUUAAGUGAAUCAUUGCCAGAUAGUAAGGGUAACAGACCGACAUAAAGUCUCCUAGUGAAAUGUUAUCUUGAUAAUCACCUGAUAUUUUGAGAUUGUUAGUCUGUAAAUCAAUCUAACCCAACUCUGGAUUUUCACAAGAAAUGUUAGAAAAUCAAACUUCUGUAAUUACGUUUUUAUAAAAAAAAUUGAAACUGUUGA
This is a messenger RNA of Callorhinchus milii (elephant shark), 1455 nucleotides long. It is a transcript of the gene bloc1s2, whose product is annotated as biogenesis of lysosomal organelles complex-1, subunit 2. The transcript is spliced from 5 exons. The record is from RefSeq and is a predicted model, not a curated record. Bases 45 to 578 code for a protein of 177 amino acids. Gene Ontology annotation, cellular component: BORC complex; BLOC-1 complex; gamma-tubulin complex. NCBI's taxonomy places the organism in Eukaryota, Metazoa, Chordata, Chondrichthyes, Chimaeriformes, Callorhinchidae. Gene Ontology annotation, molecular function: gamma-tubulin binding. Gene Ontology annotation, biological process: lysosome localization; endosomal transport.